Molecule: messenger RNA, 889 nt
Organism: Leguminivora glycinivorella
Lineage: Eukaryota; Metazoa; Arthropoda; Insecta; Lepidoptera; Tortricidae
Product: ATP synthase subunit O, mitochondrial-like
Exons: 1
Coding region: 352-714 (120 amino acids)
Biological process (GO): proton motive force-driven mitochondrial ATP synthesis
Molecular function (GO): proton-transporting ATP synthase activity, rotational mechanism
Source: RefSeq, a predicted model, not a curated record
AGGCUCAUCUCGAUGCGCGCGUUUGUCUCGUUCGCACUACCGUCGUAAUAAAUCGGUGUGUCUCUGUCGUUCAAUAGCGUAAAUUUACAUAGCUGUGUGGGUCUUCUUGUAUGUAGUAGUGUGUAGUGCCAUUUAUUAGCUGACAAUUAGUAUUAGUAUUGACGUGCCGUAUCUUCCGCUAUUUUACUUUAAUCAAAGGCUUAAACCCAACAAAUUAGAAAGUCCAUUAAGAUAAUAGGUACACUGGGCACACCUUGAGAAUGUAUUAUAUUUAAUAAACACUACUAACAGGCAUUGUAUAAUAAUAAUAAUAUAUAGGGUUAAAAAAAAACAUAUUCUUAUAGCAACUUAAUGCGUGUCGACGCUUUAGGUAUGCCUGACACCGCAGCCAACUUCCUAGGAUUGGUUGCCGAAAACGGUCGACUCAAAAAACUGAAACGCAUGGUAAAUAUGUUUCUGGCGGUGAUGGUCGCGCACAACAACAAGGCCCUCUGUGAGGUCAUCACCGCCUCACCUCUCGAUGAUAGUACCCGCCAAUCCCUCAUGGACGCUCUUGGGAAGUUUGUCAAAGGAGGUAAGAAGAUUGAGCUUACAGAGAAGGUGGAUCCCUCCAUAAUCGGAGGGAUGAUAGUGGGUGUGGAGGACAAGCAUAUCGAUAUGAGCAUUUCUAGAAAAAUUCAGAUGUAUACCGAUAUACUGAAGCAGGCAGUCUAACUUUGGUUUUUGCGCUUGUUAGAAAAACCAGGCGCAAAAUAAUUCUUCGCUUAUACUUUUAACUAUUUAUAUAUUAUGUCUCGAAUGAUGAUCAAAUUAAAAAGUGUGUAGUUUCGGUGCCUAAAUUAGGCAACUAAUCCGUUCUAGUUGGAAAGUGUUGUUAUUUCUUUGUGAA